Messenger RNA from Macaca mulatta (Rhesus monkey), 1129 nucleotides. RefSeq names its product N-acetyltransferase 8 (putative) (gene NAT8). Gene Ontology annotation, molecular function: N-acetyltransferase activity. Lineage: Eukaryota; Metazoa; Chordata; Mammalia; Primates; Cercopithecidae. The record is from RefSeq and is a predicted model, not a curated record.
AGCCUGCUGUGCAGGGGUAGGCAAGCCCCGGACAGUAUCUCCUGGAUGCCAGUGAGCGGCUGAGAGCUGAAGCUUGGACACUCAAGGCUCUUGUGGUGACAGGCCUGGCACAAAGGCGUGCAGGGAGGCCUCACUCUGUCUCCUGGACUUAGAGAUUUCAGACACAGAAGUCUGUCCAUGGCUCCUUAUCACAUCCGCAAAUACCAGGAGAGCGACCGCAAGUGGGUCGUGCGCUUGCUCUCCCAGGGGAUGGCUGAGCACAUCCCAGCCACCUUCUGGCAAUUGCUGAAGCUGCCUCGAACCCUCAUACUCUUACUUGGGGGACCCCUCGCCCUACUCCUGGUCUCUGGCUCCUGGCUUCUGGCCCUCAUGUUCAGCCUCAGCCUCCUCCCUGCCCUGUGGUUCCUUGCCAAAAAACCCUGGAUGGACUAUGUAGACACAGUAUUGCGCACAGACAUGUCUGACAUCACCAAAUCCUACCUGAGUGAGCCUGACUCCUGCUUCUGGGUGGCUGAGUCUGAAGAGAAGGUGGUGGGCAUGGUAGGAGCUCUGCCCGUUGAUGAUCCCACCUUGAAGGAGAAGCGGUUGCAGCUGUUUCAUCUCUCUGUGGACAGUGAGCACCGUUGUCAGGGGAUAGCAAAAGCCCUGAUCAGGACUGUCCUCCAGUUUGCCCGGGACCAGGACUGCAGUGCAGUUGUCCUGGACACCAGCAACAUCCAACUCACUGCCUUGUCCCUCUACCAGAGCAUGGGCUUCCAGAAGACGGGCCAGUCCUUCUCCUGCAUGUGGGCCAGGCUAGUGGCUCAUAUUACAAUUCAUUUCAUCUACCGCCUCCCUUCUUCUCAGGCAGGGGGUCUGUGAUCUCUUUCCUUGUGUAUUGGUCAGAAUAGAAUCCAUUCAGCUGUAACAGCAAGCAAUCCCCAACCUUUCACUGCAAUGACCUUUCAAUGCAAAAAAGCUUAUUGUCCAGCCCCAUCUGAGUCCCAGGUGAUUGCUUGUGGGGUAGCUUCUGGGUUUCUGCUUCAUUCAGUCUUUUUUGAGUCCCAUCUGUUUCGUUUUUCUAGUGCCAGCAUAAUGCUGCUAAGAACAACCAUAAAAUGAAAUAAAUAUUUAGCUCAUGAGUCAGCAA